UUCUCUGGAAAUACUCAAAGAAUAAUUCUCAGGCGCCUCUCUCCUUACUCCUCAAAGCCUCGGAUUCCUUCUUUAAAAUCCCACUCAAAGAAUGGUUUUCAUUGUUGUUUGCUCUCCAGAGAAAACAUGUAACUGAUGAAAUUUGUUUCAAUGGACUGGAGGCUUGAAUAGCAAAUAGCAAAAAAGGGAGUGGAGAUGAGGGGAGAGUCAUCUGGUUUGAUCAUUGGGAUUUCCAUAGGAGUAGUGAUCGGUGUGCUUUUAGCUAUUUUUGCACUGUUUUGUAUCAGGUAUCAUAGAAAGAGAUCCCAGAUAGGAAACAGCAGUUCCAGGAGAGCUGCAACUAUUCCUAUCAGGGCUAAUGGAGCUGAUUCUUGUAAUAUAUUAUCGGAUUCAACUAUUGGUCCUGAGUCACCUGUGAAAUCUGGAAGAAAUGGAAUGUCUGUGUGGCUUGAAGGGUUUAGAAGGAGCAACGUUGUCUCUGUGUCUGGAAUACCCGAGUACUCAUACAAGGAUUUGCAGAAAGCAACCUAUAAUUUUACAACACUAAUAGGACAAGGAGCCUUUGGCCCAGUUUAUAAAGCUCAGAUGUCAACUGGCGAGAUUGUCGCUGUAAAGGUGCUUGCAACUGAUUCUAAACAAGGGGAGAAAGAGUUUCAGACGGAGGUUAUGUUAUUGGGAAGGCUGCAUCACAGAAACCUUGUAAAUUUGGUUGGAUAUUGUGCUGAAAAGGGGCAGCAUAUACUUGUUUAUGUGUACAUGGGUAAAGGCAGCUUGGCUUCUCAUCUGUACAGUGAAAAUCAUGAACCUCUGAGCUGGAAUUUGAGGGUUUAUAUCGCUUUAGAUGUAGCACGGGGCUUGGAAUAUCUUCAUGAUGGGGCAGUUCCUCCUGUAGUACACCGGGACAUUAAGUCAUCCAAUAUUCUGUUGGAUCAGUCCAUGAGAGCCAGGGUAGCUGAUUUUGGGCUUUCAAGAGAAGAGAUGGUAGACAAACAUGCUGCUAAUAUACGAGGAACUUUUGGAUAUCUUGAUCCAGAAUAUAUAUCUACAAGGACCUUUAAAAAAAGUGAUGUUUACAGCUUUGGGGUAUUGCUUUUUGAACUAAUAGCUGGCAGAAAUCCUCUACAGGGUCUCAUGGAAUAUGUUGAGCUGGCAGCUAUGAGUACUGAAGGGAAAGUUGGGUGGGAGGAAAUUGUGGAUUCACGUUUGGACAGUAAAUUUGAUGUGCAAGAGCUCAAUGAAGUAGCAGCCCUCGCAUAUAAGUGUGUCAACCAUGCUCCCAAAAAACGACCUUCCAUGAGGGAUAUCGUGCAAGUGCUAAUACGAAUCCUGAAAACAAGACACAGCAAGAAGCAUCACAAGUCCCUCUCUGCCACUGCAGAGGAGGUUUCAGUCGACUUAGAGCGAGGAGAAGCUAAGAUAACGAUCGCUGAACACGAACACCGGAGAGACGAGUCCAUGGACAGUGCAGCUGACACCUUCGAAGUGUAGCCGAAGGUUCCUUUCCAUUUGUUAAUUUGCUAAAAUCUUUCUUGGUUUUGUCUUUUGUUUUGUGAUGUACCUGAGGAUGUGAAGGAAGCUAAAGCAAAGAGCAGGUUUGGUGUAGUAUUUCCCCUUGAGAGUGGGUUUAGGGGUAAAAGGGAUUGCUUGUAAUUUGGUGUAACAUAGUUAGGCUUUCCUCUUUUUAAUACUUUUUGCCCCACUUUUUGGUUUUGCUGAUCUAAUUUUGUAUAUUAAUACUUUAGAAAUGAAAAUGAAUGAUAGAAAUGUUUUUUUCUUUCCA
Molecule: messenger RNA, 1780 nt
Organism: Theobroma umbraticum
Lineage: Eukaryota; Viridiplantae; Streptophyta; Magnoliopsida; Malvales; Malvaceae
Product: calcium/calmodulin-regulated receptor-like kinase 1
Biological process (GO): protein phosphorylation
Molecular function (GO): protein kinase activity; ATP binding
Source: RefSeq, a predicted model, not a curated record